GUGUCCCCUGCUUUGGCAGGCAGAUUCUUAACCACUGUGCCACCAGGGAAGCCCAGGAGGAGAUUAUUGAGUGAGACACGAAGCAAUCAUGUCAGGGUUGUGUGCAAAUUAAAUGGCAUGAAGUGAAGGUCAGGGUGCAUCUAGGCCUGAGUUCAGAGACAGAGGAGUUCAGUACAAGCUAGAGACUUCACAGCUUCCUAUAAGAGGUGAGAUGGGAGCUGAGCCUCAAGGGACAGAGAAGAGGAAUGGAUUGGUAGAAAGGAAGAGAGAGGGCAUCUCAGGCAGGGAAGGCCAGAGGGAGCACUGCCAUGGUCGUGGGAGAGAGGCUGGGGAGAGGUGAGCCUGAAAAGUUUGGUAGGGGAAGCUUGUCUUGUUAAGCACAGCCCUGAAAGCCAGGCAUUAGGGAGCCAUUGCAGGUUCUAUCCCUACACAGGCAAGCAGGGGGUGGUCUUAACAAUGUAGGCACUUUGAAUGUGGGAAGGAUUUUCUGAUUGCUUUUACAGAGUGAGAAAAAUAAAAGGUUGGAAGGGAUUUAGGAGAAGGGAGAGUUGCUGAUAAGGAGAUGGUUAGAAAAAGGCAUCCCCAUUUAUUGUCAUGCACACAUAGUUUAACUAUGAUGGAUAGAGUUUGGCAUUCCAGGUAACAUCUGUAGCACUGCAUCAUGAAUUUGAUCUUCUGUCCUUAGAGAUAUGCAAACAGCAAGUGGGUACCAUUUUCAGUCAUUGUGUUGCUGGCUGCCAUCCACAGUGUGGUGUCAGAUUGUUGCUGGUCUAAACAACACUUGGAUAAGCAUAUCUGUUCCCCAACUUCCUUCUGGAUUGUUUCCACUGGAUACCCUUCCCAAAGGGGGAUUUCUGACUCUAAAGGAACACAAGUUUUUUAUGGCUUAAAAUAUUUAAAACAUACUCUUUCACAGUAAUUUUCUUUAGAAUUUUCAGUAGGUUAUACUGUAUAGAGUUUUUUUUUGUUUUGUUUUGUUUUGAAGGAGCAAAUGUACAAAAGCAUAUACAAUAAAAAGUCUAUCCUGACCCAGUGCUCUCCUCCAGUUCCCCCUGAGGACAGUUAUUAAUAAGUUUCCUGUAUAUCCUUCCAGAAAUAUUCUAUAUACAGAUACUGUAUAUAUCCAAUUUUUAAAAACAUUGAUACUGUUACACUGUUCAGUAUCUUUCAGUUUUUAAAUUUGAGAUUAUGAAAUAUACCAAAGAAGCAUAGAAAAUCACACACACACCCCCAGCAACCCCACCACACAGACUUAACAAAUGUUUAACAUUUUGUGCUGGUAUCUUGUUUAGGGCUGUGCUGGAGGUAGCCCUAUGUCAGUGCAGCUGCAUACAGAGGAGUCCAGUUAUUGAUUAUAUGCAUAAUUUAUUUGGCCUGUUCCCAGCUCCCAGCUUUUUUUUUUUUUUUUUCUAUCGAUGUAGAGAUAAUACCCCACUUUGUAUAAUGUCUGCCUGGGGAGGCAUCGAGGCAAAGGGGAACGACGCUCGGCUUUGGCUUGGGUUCAAGUAUCUGCUCUGCCACUCUUCCUCACUGUGUAACCUGGGGUGAAUGACACCCCUCUUGAUUCUCUCUACCCAUCUGUAAAAUGGGCAGGUUGUAGUAAUCCGUCUCAUAAUUGCUAGGAGGAGUACAGUAGAAAACUAAAGACUUAAUUGGGUUUAGUUCCCCAAUUCCCCCUAAGCAGGGAGCUCUCCGAGGCCUCGCCUAGAGCAAUUAGAGCGCGGGACGAUUGCUGCUCCAGCUUCAAACUGUUCCCCGCCCUUUUCCCUGGCCACGCUGGGGGCGGGGUGGUUAAAUGUCUCUGUGACGUCAACGCGAGCCGGGCCAAUCCUCCUUCCCGACAAGCGUUCGCUUAUUUGCAUGGGUUGCCCAUUAUUGGUUCGUUGGGCCAUCCAGCCCCUCCCAACUUUUUAAAGCCACCGCGCAGUAUAAACAAGGAGAUGCGAGGCGGCCAGGCCAUGAUGUCAUCGCGGCGCAGUAGCUUUCGGGGCUGACGUCAUCUCCGGGGAGGUUGCCGGCCCAGGGCUGUUAGAGCCUUCCUAACCACUCGGACUGGCUUAAGAGCCGCUCCUGCCCCUUCGAAGAUCAGGUCCAUUGCACUUGUGUCCCAGGCGCCGUCCCGAGGAGGGGACCAUGACACAUUCUUAAAGGGCCAGCCGCCGGCAGCUGCGCAAGCCCGGCCGCGUCCUGCGCCGCCUCCCGCUCCCCGAGGGCCUGGGCCGAGAGACUGACCGCGUGUGGGCCUCGCGAGGCAGACGCCCGGCGGACGGACAACAAAGAAAGAGGGCCCCGGAAGAGCCGGACUGCCCCCGGACCGGGGUUGUGAGCCCUGGCCCAGCCCCUCCACCCCUCUGCCUCCCCUGAUGCAGCCAUGGGCUCUGGCAGUGACUAGGUGGCUGCCCUCUGCCCCUGUGGGUCAGCGGCGAUUCUCUGCAGGACCCAGCAGCAGCCCAGGCCAGCUCUGGGGAAGCCCUGGCCGUGAGGGCCCCCUGGCCAGCCCACCUACCCAGGAUGAGCGCUUACCCUCCCAGCAGCCGCCAACCCGACCAGCAUACCUCCCCGUAGAGGAGCGCCGAGCCUCGGCUCCUGCCGGCGGGAGCCCCCGAAUGCUGCACCCAACCUCCCAGCAGAGCCCGUUCAUGGUUGAUCUCCACGAGCAGGUGCACCAGGGACCUGUCCCUCUGUCCUACACAGUCACCACAGUGACGACCCAAGGCUUCCCCUUGCCUACAGGCCAACACAUCCCUGGCUGCAGCACCCAGCAGCUCCCAGCAUGCUCCGUGAUGUUCAGCGGGCAGCACUAUCCCCUCUGCUGCCUCCCGCCCCCGCAGCUGAUCCAGGCGUGUACCAUGCAGCAGCUCCCUGUGCCCUAUCAGGCCUACCCCCACCUUAUCUCCAGUGACCACUAUAUCCUGCACCCUCCACCGCCAGCCCCACACCCCCAGCCCGCUCAUAUGGCGCCUCUUGGGCAGUUUGUGUCGCUGCAGACCCAGCACCCACGUAUGCCCCUGCAGCGCCUUGACAGUGACGUGGACCUGCGGGGGGAUCAGCACCCCCUGGGGAGCUUCACCUACUCCACCUCUGCCCCGGGCCCAACUCUGUCCCCGUCUGUGCCCCUGCACUACCUGCCCCAUGAUACCCUGCACCAGGAGCUGUCCUUUGGUGUGCCAUAUUCCCACAUGCUGCCCCGGAGACUGAGCACCCAGAGAUACCGCCUGCAACAGCCGCUCCCGCCGCCACCCCCGCCGCCUCCGCCACCACCAUACUACCCCAGCUUCCUGCCCUACUUCCUCUCGAUGCUGCCAAUGUCACCAACAGCAAUGGGGCCCACCAUCAGCCUGGAUCUUGAUGUGGAUGACGUGGAGAUGGAGAACUAUGAGGCCCUCCUGAACCUGGCAGAGCGGCUGGGAGAUGCCAAGCCUCGCGGCCUCACCAAAGCGGACAUCGAGCAACUUCCAUCGUACCGCUUUCAUCCCGACAGCCACCAGUCAGAGCAGACGCUGUGUGUCGUCUGCUUCAGCGACUUCGAGGCACGGCAGCUGCUCCGGGUCCUCCCCUGCAACCACGAGUUCCACACCAAGUGUGUUGACAAGUGGUUGAAGCCCCCGCUGGGGUUGCUGCCCCGAACGAACCGCGUGUGGGGCCGGCACAUCCUAGCAGGCAGCCCCUGGCGCCUGCUGCCUCAGGGAUGCUCCAACCACCCUCGUUCUCCCGCAGCGGCCCUGGCCCCCCGCCUCCCCCCAGCCCGCCGUGGGGCCCCAUCAGCCUGGCCCCACCCCAUGGAGAACCCAGAGUCUUACUGUAUAUAACUCCAGGUGACAUUUCUAUAUUUAUAGCAGUGUUGAAACCCCACCUGUUUUACACAGAGAACUACCCUCUCCGACCCCCUCCCUUCCCCACCCCCCAAAAAAAAGGUUUUCGAAACCCUUAACAGUUCCUGGGGCAGGCGGAAACAGGCUCACGGAUGGUGUGUUGACUGCAGCAGUGAUUCCAACGAGCAGCUAUUGGGGGGGAAACACAACAUUAAAAAAAAAAAAAGUUAAAAAAAAAAGAUUUAUAAAACAAUUAUUUAGGAUGUUUGUGAUUUGCCGACCUUGCUAUAGAUGCCAUGUUACCAAUGAUUUCCUGUGGUGGGGGCUUGUCAUUGUUUACUCUUUUAUUUACCAACUUCUGGCCUAGGCAUGACAGUGGGUGCUGUCCCCCAGCCCUGGCUGGGCCCAGCGCCUGUGUUCUGUGUUAGAAAGAAAGGUCUUUUAUAUAUACAUAUAUAUAUAUAUAUAUACAUAUAUAUAUAUGUAUAUAUAUAUAUAAUUACAUAUAUAUAUAUAAAUAUAUGUAAUUUGGGGAGCCCUGUUCCUUGCACAUUUUACAGUUACCUCAUUUUUCCCAUGUAUGUAUUUGAGAAAAUGCUAAUAUAUAGAGAAAAAAAUGGUUCUUAAAGCUUAAAUGUGUGGUUUUCUCCAUUCCAUUGGAUUCACAUUGGUUUGUAGCAUUUAACAUAACUAGUAUGUUGUAUUAUAUAUGUGUAUACUGAUUGAAAUUUUUAACAGAUUUGUACUUUUUUUAAAAUGAAACUUGCUAGUUCUGCUUGACCAAGUAGUGCAAUCAUUAUUUUUUUUAAUAUUGUUGCUGAUUUCAGAGGGAUAUUCACUAAUAAUAAAUGUAUGAUGUAUAUCGAGUACUGCC
Messenger RNA from Balaenoptera musculus (blue whale), 4686 nucleotides. It is a transcript of the gene RNF44, whose product is annotated as ring finger protein 44. The transcript is spliced from 12 exons. Lineage: Eukaryota; Metazoa; Chordata; Mammalia; Artiodactyla; Balaenopteridae. The coding region runs from base 2364 to 3809 and encodes 481 amino acids. The record is from RefSeq and is a predicted model, not a curated record.